Messenger RNA from Monomorium pharaonis (pharaoh ant), 2740 nucleotides. RefSeq names its product protein starmaker. The record is from RefSeq and is a predicted model, not a curated record. The transcript has 4 exons. The coding region runs from base 144 to 2522 and encodes 792 amino acids. Gene Ontology annotation, molecular function: RNA binding. NCBI's taxonomy places the organism in Eukaryota, Metazoa, Arthropoda, Insecta, Hymenoptera, Formicidae.
CCAACGUUUAAUCCUGUUCACUCCUGUUUCCGUUUCGUCGAUGCCGCAGUGAUUCGAGUUGACUGAGGUGUUUCUACGAUUGAAAAUCGAAGUAUUCUAACUGAUAAUUGAUGGUACAUCGUUUCUAGCGAUUAGCUGAGAAAAUGGGUAAGGCAAAAAAAGCAUUGAAGAAUAAUAAGAAUCAGGAAAUACCCAAACAACAAUUGCAUGGAACAAAAAAUGGUUCAGUAAAGAAAAAUAAGAAACCCAAAUUUAAAGUCACACCCAAGGGCAAGGUAACUUUACUUAAUAAUUCCAAGGUGCAGAACAAGCACACAUCGCCUCAGAAAAUUCCUAAGAAAGAUUCUGCAAAUCCAAAAGUUCACAGUUUAUCAGAGCAAGUGUCAAAGAGUAAUGCAAAUCAAUUGAAGAAAGAUUCUUUGAAUGGAGAUCAAUCCAGUUCUACGGGUAAAGUACAAAACGAGCUUGCUAAAGUACUAAGACCAAACUUGAAAAACAUCAAGCCUGAAGUACAAAGCAAUGAAGUAAGCGAUGAUUCAAGCAAUAGAUCAACCCUCAUAAGUAUGACUGCCUCUGACAUCAGUGAUUCAGAUUCAGACUGUUCAGAAAGUACCACGAUACAUUCAGAAGAUGCUCUAACUGAUUCCGAUAGUAAUAUACCAGAUAUCUUAGGAUCUACCUUAGGAAACGAUUCAGAUGAAGAUGAUAAAGAUUUUGAAAAUGAGGAGGAAGAAGGAGAGGAAAAACGAAUUGAGUAUAAAGGUGUGAAAAUGUUUAAAGGUCUAGAAAAAGAGAGUGAUGAAGACGAGGAGGAUGAGGAAGAUGAUGACGAAGAUGAUAAUGAUAAUGAUGAUGACAAGGAUAACUGCUCCUCCAGCAACAGCGAGGAGGAAGAAACAAAGAAUAAAGCUGUAAAAAAGUUUAUAACUCUAAGAUCUAAAGCCAAAAAGAAUGAUGACAAAGAAAGUUCAGUAGAUGGUGAAGACAAUGAAGAUGAGACCGAUGCAGAUGAAGAUAAAGAUGAGAAAGAGAAUGAACAAGUAGAGAAAAAGAUAAUGGAGUCUGAUGCAAGUUUUGAUGACGAGGAUGAGGAUAACAGUGACAAUAUGUCUCUAUCGGCUCUUUUAUCAAAUAGCAUUGCAGACGACAGCGAUGACGAAGAUUUUAAUGCAAAAGAUGAAGAUGACGAUGAGGAUGACGAUAUUGAGGAUGAGGAUGAGGUUGAAGUUGAGGAUGAGUAUGAAUAUGAGAACGAGGACGAAGACGAGGACGAGGACGAAGACGAGGACGAGGACGAGGAUGAAAAGUAUGAGUACAAAGGUAUGAGCAUAUCUAAAGAUUUGAAUAUGAGGGAAUAUUUAGCAAGAGCAUUCGCAAACGUGGAUACCGAUGAUGAUGACGAUGACGAUGACGAUGACGACAGUAGUUCGGAUGGAGAUUUAAGUCUAGCAGAACUUUUAAUGAAGAGCGUUACAGAGACCGACGACGACGAUGAUGAAGAUUUCAAUGUGGAAGAUGAGGAUGAUGAAGACGAUGAUAUUAGUAGUGAAGAUGAAGAUGAUGAGGAGAAUAAUGCACAAGUAAAAAAAAAGAAAAAUUUAAAAAUUAAUUUAGAGAAAUUAAAUGAAAUAUAUGAAAAGGAUCUGUCAAAAAGACUUGUUGUGAUAAGUAAUGUCCCAAAUAAUGCAUCAAAACAAUCAGUAAAGGAAAUAUUCGAAUCAUUUGGGCCCAUUAAGAAGUUUGAACUAGCACCCAUACCCAUAGUAAUGGGGGAAUACACUAAAGUUCCAGCAGAGAUUUCUGAAAAGCUAACACCACUGUUGGGACACGUUUUAUACAAGACUAAAAAAUCCGCGCGAAAGGCGGCAAAGAUUACACAUGGCAAGAAGUUCGGUCCUAACUAUUUGAACGUACAAACCGUUUACCAAUCUAAGCAACCUCUCGACGCUGCAAAAACUGUAUUGAUAACAAAUCUGGCUUCGAAAAUAGAUGAGAACACGCUUUGGUCAUUCUUUUUAAGUUACGGACGUAUAAACAACUUGCAGCUGAUUCGUGAUAAUAAAACAGGACUGAGCAAAGAGUAUGGUUAUAUCACUUUUGAUACUGAAAAAUCUGCACAUAUUGCUCUCAAGUUCAACGGUUUCGUACUCUCUGGCAAACCAAUGAGAAUAGAACUGUUUGUGGAUGAAAUGAAUGUAGAAGAAUUACCUUUGUUAAAGAACAUUGAUAAGAAAAAUGAGAAACAGAGAAAAAAACGAGCUCUUUCAAAUGAAAUAAACCAGUACGAUAAUAAACCAGUAAAGAAAUUUAAGAACAGUUCAGAGAAAUCUGUAACACGUGACGUUGAACAUGAAAUCAACAUUAAGAAGCAAAAGAAACAACAGGGAAUAAACAAGGAAAAGCAAUCUACUGCAUUUCAGGGUCAAAAGGUCCAGUUAAAAAACAAAAAGAAGAAGAGUAAACUUGAUAAGAAAAAGAAGAAGAUGGCAGAAAAACUUCUAGCUAAACCGUUAAAAUCUUAAUUUUAAUUUUAUAUCACGAUGUUUUAUACUUUUUUAAAAACAGUUUUAUGCAAGACUUUUGAUACUCAAAAAUAUUUUCCGCGCAUUUAAAUAGCGAAAAGUAGAGAUAAAUAUUGUUUUAAAUGAUGUUACAGUGUGUUCAGAAUAGAAAUAAGUUACAAACAAAAGUACUUUUAAUAUGUAUGUAUAUAAAUAUAUUUCUUCUCGUUAUAAUGCAA